Messenger RNA from Nicotiana tabacum (common tobacco), 375 nucleotides. Lineage: Eukaryota; Viridiplantae; Streptophyta; Magnoliopsida; Solanales; Solanaceae. The record is from RefSeq and is a predicted model, not a curated record.
AUGGCUGCUUCCAACAAUUGCUCAAUCCUCUUCUUGAUCAUCGCAUUAUUGUCCUUAUCAAGCAUCACCACAACCCGUGCUGCUCGCACCCUACUGCAACUUCCAAACUUGCCCACAAUCCAACCAUUGCCUCAGCCAACAAUGCCAAAAUUGCCCACAAUUCCAAACUUGCCAACAGCAGCUACAUUGCCACCAUUGCCAAGUGUCGGAUCUUUGCCAACUCUUCCAACUACUACACCUAAUUUACCAUCUUUGCCUACUUUGCCCUCUAUCGUCCCAAAGAUGACUCUGCCACCAAUGCCCGCUAAUAUUCCUCUUCCCAAAAUGCCCUCACUUCCUACCAUUCCUACACUUGCAACUCCUCCAUCCAACUGA